Molecule: messenger RNA, 2565 nt
Organism: Paramecium primaurelia
Lineage: Eukaryota; Ciliophora; Oligohymenophorea; Peniculida; Parameciidae
Source: the annotation of a GenBank genome assembly
AUGAGACCUCAAUCUCCUAAAAUGUUCUAAACUUAAACUAUUGCUACAACUCGCAUUGUUAGUUCACCUCCUAGAGAUACACGCUAAGAUUCAUGUAGUAGACUGGCCAAAGUUACAACCUGUCAAACUAGACCAAAAGCUACUAUUACUACUUUAACAAAUAAACCAGCUAUUGAAACAAGAACAGUUGUUCUUUGUAAUGAUAAGAAAUGUUAAGGACAUGUAAAAUUAAUUAAAAUAAAAUAAGGAAAAUCUGAUAGAACAAUUAACAUAAGAUAAUAAUAGAUUAAAUUAACGUAUUCAUGAUUUAGGACUUUAAAUAGAUAAGUAUGAUAAUGAAUAAUAAACAUGGUUGAGUACAGCUAUUGAAAUUGAGAGUAUGAGAAAAUUACUUGAAGAAACCUAAAAGAAUCAUUAAUAAGAAAUCUUAUACCUUAAUUCUGAAAUUAAUAAUUUCAAAACUACAUGUUAAUAUUAAGAGGAUAAAAUUAAAUCCCUUCAUUCUUAAAUCAAAUAAAAGCAAUAAGUAGAAGAAGAUUAUCAAACACUAACAUAAGAAAUGGAUAGAUAUAAAUUUAUAAUACAAGAUAAAAAUGAUUAAUUAUAAUAACAGGAAUACAGAAUUCAAGAUUACGAAAAGUAGCUUUAAGUAGGUGAAAAUGUAAUUGAAGAAAGAAAUUAACAGAUAUCAAUAUUAUUAGAAAAAAUAAACUCUUAUGAAUAACAAUUUAUUACUUAAAAUAAUAUGAUACACUUAUUGAAAUAAGAAAUAUAAGAAAAAGAUAUUAAAAAUCAGCUAUUAUUAUAAGAGAAAGAUUCAUAAAUUUGUAAUUAAAGUGAUAAUCUUGAUAUUUUGGAACAAAGAAUGAUGUAGGAUCAAUAAUUAAAUGAUUAAAAAAUAGAUGAAUUACAAAAUGAUAAAGAUAAUUUAAAUAAAAUAAUUGUAGAUUUACAAUUAUAAUUAACAAACAUAUAGGAGUAAAAUAAUCAUUUAAAUGAAUAAGUAAUGUUAAAUGAUUAGGUAAAUGUUAAUCUAUUAUCUUCGGUUGAAAAUUAAACAAAAAAUUUAGAAUUGUAAUUACAAAGUUAAGUAGAUUUACAUUAAUAAAGAAAUUAAGAUAUAUUGAAUUUAUAAACAGAAUUAUAUAAUACUAAAUUAGAAGUUGGGGAGAGAUAAAAUUUAAUAAAUUCUUUAAAUGAAUAAAUCAUUAAUCUCACUACUUAAAUGAAUGAAAAAAAUGAUAAAAUUGAAUUACUUCAAUUUGAAAUUUUAUAACAAAUUGCAUAAACAGCUUUAUAAAAUAAUAUAUAGUUAUAAAAGUAUUUGAUAAUUAAUGAAGAAUUAAAAAUAGAAUUAAAUUUAAGAUAAGCUAAUGAAAAGUCAGCUCUAAAUGAUUUAAAGAAAGAGAUAGAAAACAAAAAUCAAUUAUUAGAAUUUGUUAACUAAUUAACUACUUAAAUUCAAGAAUUAGAAAAAUCAUAAAACCUUUUAGAGAAUGAAGUGUAAAUGAAAUAGUAAUAAAUUGAAAAUUAACAACUGUAAAAUGAAAAUGAGACUGAAAAGUUUUCUGAUUUAGUGAAUUCUUUACAAAAAUAGGUAUAAGAAGUUUUAGAAGAAAAAGCAAUUUUAUAAACUUAAGUAAUCUAAAUAGAGAAGGAUACUUAGAGUAAAAUCAAUUAAUUAGAGGAGAGUUUAUCUUUAUUUAAAUAAACAGAAGAUAAGAUUAUGUAAGAAAAACAAGAUUUUUAAGAAUAAUUAUUAAUGCAAUGUUUAGAAGUGUAGAGACUUUAAAAUGAAAAUAAAAUAUAAAAAGAAAAAUUGAAAUAAUAAUCUGAUGAAAUAGAAUAAUUAAAUCAAAAAUCUACAUUAGAUGAUGAAUAUAAAUUAUUAUUAUCAAAAGAGUAGGACUAACAAAUUUAAUAGUAGUAAAUUAAAAUGCUUGAGAUAAGUAAUUAAUGUGUAAAACUUAAAUCUGACUUAAAAUUAUAAGAAGAGUUAAACGAAGAACUACAAAAGAAAAUAUCAUUUUAUUAAGCUUAGAUAUCUCAUUUACAAGAAGCAGAAUCAUAAUUAAGAUAUUUAAAUGAAUAAAAUACAUAAUAAUAGAAAAAUUUAUAAAAAGAAUUAGAAAUUAAAAAUGAAACAGAAAAUACACUUAAAUUUAAAUUAGAUACUUUAUUAGAAGAUAUUAAAAUUAAAUAAAUUUAAUUAGUAGAAUUAGAUAGAUAAUUAUAAAUGGUAGAUUAAUCUAAUAUGAAAUAAUAAUUAAAUCUUGAAGAAAAAAUUAUUUAUCUUUAAAAUGAAGUUGAAAUGUGGAAAGAAAAGUUCGUUAUUUUGAAUAGAGAUUAUCACAGAGUAUAAGAGGAUUUAAUGAUGGUUUAAGCAGAAUUUGAUGCAUUCAAUAAGAGAGGAUUAGAAAUAAAGAAUAUUAAAGUAAUAUAAAUAUAUAUUAUAUAUAGGAAUCAACUUGUUUCGAAAUAAGAAAAUCAUCACUAUAUAAAGAAAAUAUUGAUAUUAAAGGCAGUCAAACAUCUAUAGGCAGACUGUUUAAAGAAAACAUUUGA